UCCAAAGUUAACAUUAUGUGCUUAUAAUAUAAAACUUAUACAGUUGCUUACUGCAGUGCUUAUGCCACAUACACACAAAAUAUGAUUCUGAUAUCUCUAAUAGCUAGUGUUUUAAUUUAGAGUGGAUUGUCAACUUUUCAAGAGCUAGGUUUGGUCACAAGUGACUAAUUGAGAGAUAUUUAGUGGCGGAUAGAUUUUACAGCUUCAGCGGUGAGGUUCACAGGAUAUAUACAGAAAUAGUAUAGAUAUCAGAGGUUACUAGCUAUUGUCCAUGACAAUCUUGUUCCACAUAUUGAAUUGCCCACCAGUUCUUCUAGGUAGAGUAAGUAUGAAUAAAACCCCGUACAGAAGAAGAUCAAAUUUAUCUGUAGCUGUACAAAUAUCUUCAGUCUCCAUACAAACUGAUGAUAGUGAAAAUUCAAUUGAAUCCAAGAAAAUUUUGGGGUCAGGUAUGGCUCUAAAAAGAAGUCAGACCCCAAAUUCCCUGCUCAGACAACCAAAUACAAUUGGUGUCAUUGGAGGGGUAUCUGUUUAUUCUACUCUAAUUUUCUUGGAAAAGCUUGUCCGGUGGAGCUCUAAAGAUGGACAAGAAUGUGUACCUUUUGUUGUCUGCAGUGACCCAGCAUUAAGUAAGGAGCUUCCUGUUCUUAGCUCAUUUCAUUCAUUCAAUGAUAGAAAUGCUCAAACCCAAUUCAAUCAUGGCCAUAUAGUUGGGGAUCUGCAGCAAAAAAGGUUGUUUCUUGAGCAAUCUGGAGCUUGUUGCAUAGUCAUGCCAUGCCAUCUAUCACAUGUGUGGCACAGUGAGGUUUCUAAGGGAUGUUCACUACCCUUCCUUCACGUAGGUGACUGUGUUGCCAUGGAGCUCAGCAAAGCAGAUUUGAGGCCACUUGAAGCUGGAAGUAAUGUGCGGAUUGGGGUGCUUGCUACAGGUGCAACUUUAAAGGCUGGUGUUUAUCAGGAAAAACUACAAAGUCAGGGCUUUGAGGUUGUGUUGCCAGACCAAGCAACCAUGCAUCACAUUAUACUUCCAGCAAUUGAAGCAUUUUACAGAAGGGACAUUACAGGGGCUAGGAAUCUUUUAAGAAUUGCUGUCCAAGUUCUUUUGGUGAGAGCUGUGAACACUGUAAUCCUUGCUUCUGAUGAAAUGCAGGGUCUUCUGCCUCAUGAUGAUCCUCUUCUUAAGAAAUGUAUUGACCCCAUGGAUGCUUUGGCCAGGUCAACUAUAAGAUGGGCUACAUCUACAGAAAAGGUUGACCUCGAGCCCAUCUCCAUUUAUUACCCUACGAUUGAGGAGGUCUCUGCUACUAUAGGCACACCCAUGGAGGGUUUAUUUGAUGGGGUUGAUGUGGUGGCUAAAGCCAUGGCUUUUGCUUCUGCUGCUGCACAGGGGGCUCUUGCCGAGACCCCCAUCCCUUCCACCGAGCCUAGUCCUAUAGAGGAGGCUGCCCAGACUGAGAGGGUUAGUGAGUCUGCUUCCAUUCCUACCGAGACCCCUAUUCCUCAGAAGGGAGUUACUCUUGCAACUACUUUUCAGACUAAGAGUGCUUCCCCUACUACGCCCUUUGUUAUUUCGACCAGUGAUCCUUUUGCGGUUUUAUCUCAGGCAGUAAAGGAUGGUUCUUCUCUGAUGGUCACUCCUUCAUCUAUUCCUAGUUCUGCCAUUCGUGGGCCCGAUGCAGAUUUGUCUUCUGAUGAGGGAUUUAAGGAGGUUCUUGAGGAUUCUAAUGAUGAGCCUACCAUGAAGAAGAGGAUCUCAGAUUCCGACAAGGAGGACAGUGAUGAGCACGAGACCAAGGCUCUGGAUAUUCCUGAGGAGCCUAAGACUGCAGCAGACAUCACAAUGCCUACAGCCCCCAUUCCUAGCACACCUACAACUCCUAUUUCUGCCACACUUGCAGCCCUCACUUCUACGGGUCCUGGUCCAAUUCUUACUGGUGUAGCUGCACCCUCUCAGUUUGAGGUAGACAACAACUCUACUACAGUUCCUGAUCCCGCGAGCGAGGCUGCAGCUUUCUUCACCCGCUUUGACCAGCCCGAGGUCAACGAUCUUGAUCCUGCGGACUUCUGGGGUGCUAGGUCUUCUUAUGUUGAUUUUCACGGCUUCAGGGUUCCUGAGGAAUGCGCUCCCCAUUUGGAGGGAAUCUAUAGGAGCCGUGGAGACUUCAUGAGGGGGUUUCUUUUCGGCCGUUCUGCGAGAGAGCAUUUCUUGAAGUUAUUGGGGAGCGUGAUGAAUGAUAUCGAGCAUAACUCCAUCGAUACCAUUUCUGCCGAAAAGAUCUUGCAGUGGAGAGCCGCAGUUCAGGAGUUGAUUAGAGUGGGCUUUGCAGUGGAGUUCAUGUUGGACCAUUUGCGAGAGAUUGCUCGAGCCUUCUUCAUGAAGAAGGUUCAGCCUACUGUGGAUGCUAUAGACACACGCAUUGAGGCUUUGAAGAAGGAGGUGACAGACUUGGAGGGACGUCGUGAGCGCCUACUUUCUGGUGUUGUUGGACCCAACCGCUUUGGAGAUCAGACUCUUAUUUCCGGACUUUUAUGAGAUCAUGUAUUUCCCCCUUUUGUUUCCUUUCCCUUAUUUCCCUAUCUAGUACACUUUUUAUUUUCUACAGUACUUAUUUGGCAAGUCUAACAUGACUGCCAUAGUUCCCCCUUUGUAAACUAUAAUACUACAUUCGCUACUGCUUUUGCUACAAGUAUUGCUUUGACUAUGAUACAAUGUGCUUUCUUUUGCUAA
Quercus robur (English oak) is the source of this 2728-nucleotide messenger RNA. RefSeq lists its product as uncharacterized. The record is from RefSeq and is a predicted model, not a curated record. Bases 272 to 2533 code for a protein of 753 amino acids. NCBI's taxonomy places the organism in Eukaryota, Viridiplantae, Streptophyta, Magnoliopsida, Fagales, Fagaceae. The transcript is spliced from 5 exons.